Molecule: messenger RNA, 1354 nt
Organism: Patiria miniata (bat star)
Lineage: Eukaryota; Metazoa; Echinodermata; Asteroidea; Valvatida; Asterinidae
Product: nocturnin-like
Exons: 3
Coding region: 1-747 (248 amino acids)
Molecular function (GO): 3'-5'-RNA exonuclease activity
Source: RefSeq, a predicted model, not a curated record
AUGAUGAAAAUUGUCUUUGAGAGUGUAUUUAUCAGUGGAUUGACUGGGUGUGAUUUUUUCCGAGUGCAGUUGGAGAGAGUGGGUUACCAGGGAAUCUUCAAACCCAAACCGGACUCCCCGUGCCUAGAUUGCAUCCACAACAACGGCCCAGACGGAUGCGCCGUCUUCUUCAAACCAGAGAAGUUUACUCUGGCCGGUAGCACGUGUCCCGUCUUAGAGGUAGAAGACCGGGGAAGCAUUUGGCCUACAAAUCAGGUGGCAGUCCUGCUGCGGUUGAAAUGCAAGUCCCCCGCCGAGCAUCAUGGAAAGGAAUUUCUUGUCGGCACCACUCACCUGAAAGCCAAGUCAAGUUGGCAUAAGCUGAGACAUCUUCAAGGCUUGAACCUCCUAGAGAUCCUUGAAAAACAAGCUGGCGGCUGCCCAGUAAUACUCUGCGGAGAUUUCAAUGCCGAGCCGACUGAGGAUGUCUACAAGGCUUUUGAGGCUAGCAAGAUGGCACUGGAUAGUGCCUACAAGUGUCUUAGUGAGGAUGGCAACUCAGAGCCUUCUUACACAACCUGGAAAAUCCGUCCAGCUGGAGAGGUGUGCCACACCAUAGACUAUGUGUGGUUCUCCCGAAACCAGUUACAACCUGUCAAGGUUUUACAAUUGCCAUCGGAGGAGGACGUCGGAAAGGACAGACUACCAUCUUACCAAUACCCGUCGGAUCACUUGUCGCUUGUCGCAGAUUUUGCAUUCAAGUCUUGAGGUUUGAUCACUCCCCUCGCACCAUUUUGAGCAUGUUUCCAAUUCUCAGAGUGUGAAUUAUGCAGUGGCAGACUUCUACUCUUGUCUCUCCCCAUUUUAAAGGAAUGAUCCUAUUGUAAAAUUCCAGUUGUUUUGUGCUAGAGCAGUUGAGAGCGCUGUUGUUGCUAUUUAUACAUUUUUGGUUUACUAUUUAUUUAUGUCUAUAUUUUACCAAAUAGAACAUUCAAAAGUGAUAGCUGUUGAGACACAAUGAUGAAACUUGUCUUUGAGAGGUAUGAAACUCAGCGGUUUUAUUGAGAAAUGACACAUUUUUGUGGACAGCCACUUUACACACAUGGUUUGAGAGCUUUUUGCAAGGAGUUGGCCCUCAUUUGCAUCUUCAAAUAUCAGAUAGUUGGCUUUCUCAAAAAAUAAAUUGAUAAAUACAUGAUUUUCCUAAAAAAAUUACCUCAAUGUCAAGUCAAAUAUUUGAUCAAAUCCAAGUUCCAAUAAUCAAAUACUAAAUUUACUAUUCGAAAACGCACAGCACUGAUGUGCAAUUUGCAUUGCCUGCGGCUGAGAGUCUUGUGUUUUAUUGAUGAGACCAAGGUGACUUUUGUGUGCUCAA